Molecule: messenger RNA, 1629 nt
Organism: Pygoscelis adeliae (Adelie penguin)
Lineage: Eukaryota; Metazoa; Chordata; Aves; Sphenisciformes; Spheniscidae
Product: small ubiquitin-related modifier 3
Exons: 3
Biological process (GO): protein sumoylation
Cellular component (GO): nucleus
Molecular function (GO): ubiquitin-like protein ligase binding; protein tag activity
Source: RefSeq, a predicted model, not a curated record
CGGCACACCCCGCUGAGCAAGCUGAUGAAGGCGUACUGCGAGCGGCAGGGCUUGUCAAUGAGGCAGAUUAGAUUCAGAUUUGAUGGACAACCAAUUAAUGAAGCAGACACACCUGCACAGCUGGAGAUGGAAGAUGAAGACACUAUCGAUGUGUUCCAACAGCAGACGGGUGGAGUGUGUUAAGACAUGCUGUCGUUUUGAGAAGAGGAGUUUAAGGAUCCUCAUCACACCUCACUCUCUCAUCUGUCCUUGGAUUUGCUAUUAAAUAGUAAACAAAUGAACAUGCCAAUCACACGGGAUUCUUCUAAACUGUAGAGGACGUUUACCAAAAUUGCUUGUUGUCUUUGACGUACUGCGUGUGCAAGUCAAAACAGUAUCUGCAGGGAUUAAUCUAUAUCUUCAAUUGGGCCAAUUUGAUUUAAGUUCAGAUUAAGUAAUAUGCGUUGUCUCUCUGCUGUUACCUUUUGUUUUCGUGUUUUUGGGUUUUUUUUCUUUAAACCUGUGGCCUAAAUAUUCAUCCAUGUGUUAGGACAUUGAGCGUUCAUUCCUGGCUCUUGUCGGUCUUGCCCCUCUGUUUAAUUCUAAUCAUGUAAAUAAUUCAGUAUAUUUUCAUGCCAAUUGUAAGCAUAAAAGUUUCCCUUUAAGAUAUGCCUAAGAGAAGGAAAAGAGAUGCUGAGUUUUUAGUGCGUGUUGCAUACACAGUUACUUCAGAAGCGUUAAGCCUAUGACACAAGGCUGGUACAAUGCAGAUACAAUGCUCAGUAUAGAAUUGGAGUUUAAAAUAUGGCAGAUUUACAUGUGCUUUGUCAUAUUACGAUAAAGUAAUCCAAAAUAUACUUUUUUUUAAUGCAGAAAUGAGAUUUGUCCUGAAUUAUUGUCAGAAACGGAGUUAGCAGAGCAGCUGGUCCAAAAACUAACGCUCAUGAUGGAGCAGCAGUAUUUUUUGUUGUGCAAGCUUAUAAAAAGAGAAACCCGUCACUGCAACUCCAGCCGUUUGCUGAGUGACGGGCAGAAUCUGUCACCUUUCUUCUGCUCCCUUUAGUAGUACGUCUCUCUAUAUCUCAGUGGGUACUAGAAGUGUGUGGCCUCAGGUUUCUUUUUAAUACUUGUUUUUGGUAGAUAAACUUGAUAAAUGAGGAAAAAAGCGCCUUUUAAUGUCACCGAGCUGUAUGUGCAGAAGAGCUGUCAAGAACCGGGUGGGCAAGGAAAGAGAGACGUGUGUGUGCAUGUACGUGUGUUCAAAAAAAAAAAAAAAAAAUCUGCUUUACUGCCUCCCAAAACUCCUGAAUUUUGAAUGCAUUUGUGUGAUGGGUUUGAGCUCCAUGUGAAGUGUGGAGUCUGUUCCAGAUGAAUUUUUACAGAGGCCAUCCUGUUGUCCCUUGACAGGCUGUCUGCUGCUGCUCCGUGGGAUCGUUAUCUGCCUUUUAUAUUUUCCCCGACCCAUUUGGCCGUGUUAGAUCACCUCCUGCUUGCUGGAAAUCUUGCUGGAAAGGCCCUUGUUUUCUUGUUCAUUUUCUUGUAUGUGGGCUGGGGUGGGAUGUCCGGUAGAUCUCAUUGUUUAUUCACCGAUUUGUACAUUUAUUUGUUGUCCUUUACUAUUGUAUACAGUAAAUAUAGUUUGCUACUCUG